Messenger RNA from Drosophila bipectinata, 737 nucleotides. RefSeq lists its product as uncharacterized. The record is from RefSeq and is a predicted model, not a curated record. Lineage: Eukaryota; Metazoa; Arthropoda; Insecta; Diptera; Drosophilidae. Gene Ontology annotation, biological process: mitochondrial respiratory chain complex IV assembly. Gene Ontology annotation, cellular component: mitochondrion.
ACUGUUUUUGUUUCAAACCGGGGGACAUGUCGUAACCCAGUACGACAAUAAAGGAUCCACAAACAUCCAAAUUCGCAGUAUAUGCCUUUCCGGAUCAGGUCACGUUGUCCAGUUUGCGUUCGGACUCCAAGUCCCAGUAAUGUCGGCAGCUUCGCGGAUAACUUUGGGCCUGGCAGUCACCGUUUCCACCGCCAUCAUAGGUUAUGUGCACUAUAAACAAUCUGCUGACCGGUUAAAACUCCACGAUGGUGUUCUGCGGGAUGUGGAGCGUCAGCAGCGACGGAAACACGAAAACACCUAUACGCUGCAGCAACAGAUUGACAUGACCAAGCAACUGAGGGCCAGGGAGGCUUCCACCUCCAAUGUGUCUUCGUCAUCCAAUACCACAAAUGCAUCUACCACUCCCCUGCCACCCACCCAAACACCAUCACGCAAGAGCAUCCAGCUGGAGUCUGAUGCCACAAAAGGUGUACUACCAAAGGCGAAGCUUCCUAAAAGCCAGGAUCCGCCUCACCAGCUGUCAGGGGCAGGAGAGGAAUCCGAAGCACCAGCAGAAGCUAUUCCACAGACGGAGGACGAGACAGCCAACGAUAAUGUCAAGACGAGCACUGAAGAUGUCUGAUUCUGGGAAAGACUACCCAAAAUUUGUAACACAGCUGGAGCUGGAGAAUCCCAUUUCAUCUGAAAUGCAAACCCAAAUCUAGAUCAUGGUCUGGCGAUUAAAAUAUUGCAUUUGU